UGAGAUAAAUAAGCGAUUAAGGGAGAGCAGCGUGAGCGGGCGCGGUGACACGGGGUUACAUGUCAGGCGGAGGGUGAGCGGCGCGCAUUGGCCGUCACCGCCAGUCCCGAUAACAGCGCAGCAUCCUCUAGCCGCUAACACAUGGAGACUGAGCGCAAAAGGACAAUGAAAGAGUGCUGCGUGGUGCGUAACCGCAUCUUCAGGGAGUUUCUGGCCGAAUUUCUCGGAACAUUUAUAUUAAUUCUGUUCGGCUGCGGCUCCGUGGCACAGACAGUGUUGAGUCGCGGUGCCCUGGGAGAGCCGCUCACCAUCCACAUCGGCUUCACUCUGGGAGUGAUGAUGGCGGUCUACGUGGCAGGAGGGGUGUCAGGUGCCCACAUUAACCCUGCCGUGUCCCUGGCUAUGGUCGUCCUGGGUCGGCUGAAACUGGUGAAGUUCCCCGUCUAUGUCAUGGCGCAGUUCCUGGGAGCCUUCGUUGGCGCGGCUGCUGUCUUCUGCCUGUACUACGAUGCCUUUAUGGACUUCACGAGUGGAAUACUGUCAGUGACUGGCAUCAACGCCACAGCACACAUCUUUGCCUCCUACCCUUCUAGGCACCUCUCAAUAAUCAACGGAUUCAUUGACCAGGUGUUUGGGACGGGCAUCCUGGUCUUGUGCAUCCUGGCCAUUAUCGACGGGAAGAACAUUGGUGCACCCAGAGGAAUGGAGCCCUUGGUCAUCGGCUUGAUCAUCCUGGGGAUUGGCGUGUCCAUGGGCUUGAACUGUGGUUAUCCUCUGAACCCCGCCCGCGACCUGGGCCCCAGGGUCUUCACGGCAGUGGCUGGGUGGGGCAUGGAGGUGUUCAGCACAGCAGAUUACUGGUGGUGGAUCCCAGUGGCGGGGCCCCUCGUCGGGGGUGUGGUGGGCGGGGCGAUCUACUUCCUCUUCAUCGAGCUGCACCAUGAGAGUGAGCCCGUGACGGAACAGGAGGAAGAGGAAAGCAGCAGCAUCCAGGACAAGUAUGAGAUGAUCGCCGUGAGCUGAAGGAGGAACGGUGCACAAUGGGGUCCUCGCUCCUGACCUCCGGUACAAAGAGACGGAACCCCCCAAGAAGGAAGGCCUCAGAAGAGCCAUCAAGGAAUAAGCCCCACCAAAGAGUGUGCCGAUCAUCCCUCCCUUUCCCACACAUGUCCCUAAUCCAACUGCACUCUUCCUAGGUACAGCUGUACAUAUGUAUUUGUACUGCAAUCCUACAAUGACAUACCAGACAACCACACGCCUUGUCACAUGGCCUCCAGUACACUAAUAAAGGUCAUAUCUAAUGACUAUAAAUGAUACUUGUAUACAACUACCAGGAUGAUUGUUGUUGUUUAACUGAUGAGAAAAGAGGUCUAGUAUGACUGAAAUCCUAGUUCCUGAUGAGUCUUUAAGUACCAAUGCAGCUGUCAGGCUAGUUUGACUAUACAAUGAAGCGUGCAUCCAGGUUUUUAAUAAAAGAUGUCACCACAGAGAUUGAGAUAUUUUUAGAUGCUCCUGCUCCAUCUUCAGAACAUGCAUAUUUUAGAACUGUGUGGAUGGUAUUCCCUAGAAUCAUCCAUCAUCAUGCCUGUUUCUAACACUCAUUUCGCUUAAUGCUGAAUAUUUUUUAGCAUGUGAAGUACAGACUUACAAAAACUGACUGCUGUUGUCCAUUGUAAAGUUAUUUUCUUUGUCACGUCUGGCCUGUUUUGAAGGUACUGUGCCCUGCAUUUCACAGUGUCAAAUGGUUUUUAUUGCAUUAUUUGUA
Molecule: messenger RNA, 1765 nt
Organism: Paramormyrops kingsleyae
Lineage: Eukaryota; Metazoa; Chordata; Actinopteri; Osteoglossiformes; Mormyridae
Gene: aqp9b
Product: aquaporin 9b
Biological process (GO): glycerol transmembrane transport; water transport
Cellular component (GO): basolateral plasma membrane; plasma membrane
Molecular function (GO): glycerol channel activity; urea transmembrane transporter activity; water channel activity
Source: RefSeq, a predicted model, not a curated record